AUGGCACGCACUCUUAGAGGAUUCUUGUUGGGACUGAAUUUUUUAUUCGUGUGGCUGUUGAUUAAAGCAGAUAUAGAUCCCUGCAAGCGAGGCACAGUGACUGUCAAGCCUUCCCCUGUGAUUCCAUUUGGGUCAGCUGUCAAUAUUUCCUGCUCUUUGAAUCCCAAGCACCGCUGUUGGAAUCAUCCUGGUUCUAAAUUAGUCCUCUCAAAGUCUGGCAAAAAAGUCCAUUCCCACAAUGGUCGCUCCUCCACUAUUCAAGUCUCCAACCUUUCCCUUGGUAGUACCGUAUUUGUCUGCGAGGUGGACUGUUCUCAAACUAGUCAGUACUAUGUGUGUGGAACAGAGAUCUCAGUUGGUGUUGCUCCAGAGUCACCUCGAAACCUAUCAUGCCUCCAGGAAGGAGAACGUGGGACUGUGGCCUGUACCUGGGACCCUGGACUAGAUACCCAUCUGAAAACCCACUACACUUUACAGUUAACUGGACCAAACAAUGUGACCUGUCAGGACCAAGGCAGUUGUCGGAAUUGUAACCACUUGAGUCUUGGGAUCAGUCUAACGUCUCAUUUAGCUGAAUCCAAGUUCACAGUCAGUGUCACUGCCAAAAAUCAGCUUGGAAACUCUUCUUCAUUUCCAUUUACGUUCACGUUCUUGGACAUAGUGAGGCCUCUUCCUCCGUGGGACAUCAGAAUCGAUUUUCUAAAUGCUUCUGAAAGCAGAUGUAUCGUGCAAUGGAAAGACGAGGGGCAAGUGGUGCUCAAUCGACUCAGAUACCGGCCUUCUAACAGCAUGUCCUGGAAUAUGGUUAAUGCUAUAAAUGCCAAGGGAAGAUACAGCCUACAGCAUCUGAAGCCGUUUACAGAAUAUGAAUUUCAGAUUUCUUCUAAGCUGUGUCUUUCUAAAGGAAGCUGGAGCAAUUGGAGUAAGCUACUGACAACACGAACACCAGAGGAAGUGCCUGUUGGGACAUUAGACAUCUGGUACAUGAAACAGAACAUCAGCUCUAACAGACAACAGAUCUCUCUUUUCUGGAAGAAUCUGAGUUCUUCAGAGGCAAGGGGGGAAAUCCUCCAGUACCAGGUGACCUUACAGGAGGUAACAAGAAAAAUUACACUGCAGAACAUUACAACACACACCUCCUGGACCGGGGUCAUUCCCAGGACUGGGGCUUGGACUGCUUCUGUGUCUGCAGCCAGUUCAAAAGGCUCUUCUGCGCCCACUCGUAUUAACCUAGUGGAUCUAUGUGGCACUGGGUUGCUGGCUCCUUCCUGGGUAUCUGCUAAGUCAGAGAACAUGGACAACAUUGUGGUGACCUGGCAGCCUCCGGGGAAAGCUGUCUCUGCUGUUCGAGAGUACAUAGUGGAAUGGAGGGCUCUAGAACCAGGAAGGAAUGUGAGCUUUCCCCCACACUGGCUGCGGAACCCUCCCUACAACACGACUGCUCUGAUUUCAGAGAACAUCAAUCCCUACGUCUGUUAUGAAAUUCAGGUGCAUGCACUGUCAGAGGACCAAGGAGGUUGCAGCUCCACCCUGGGUGACUCCAGGCACAAAGCACCUUUGACUGGCCCUCAUAUCAUUGCCAUCACAGAGAAAAGAAAGAGCCUUUUUAUUUCCUGGUCCAGCAUCCCAGCCCAGGAGCAAAUGGGCUGCAUCCUCUAUUACAGAAUAUACUGGAAGGAACGAGACUCUGCUGCACAGCCUGAGCUCUGUGAAAUUCCAUACAGACACUCCCAAAACUCAUCUCCAGUAAGCAGCCUGCAGCCCGGAGUGACAUAUGUCCUAUGGAUGACAGCUCUGACUGCUGCUGGGGAAAGUCCCCAAGGAAACCAAAGGGAAUUUUGUCCACAGGGCAAAGCCAACUGGAAAGCAUUUGUGGCGUCAAGCAUUUGCAUUGCUAUCAUCAUGGUGGGCAUUUUCUCAGUUCGUCCCUUCCGGCAAAAGGCAUUUGCUUUCCUCUCUACUCUCAGACCUCAAUGGUAUUGCAGAACCAUUCCAGACCCAGCAAACAGCACUUGGGUAAAAAAGUACCCCAUUGUGGAGGAGAAGACCCAUCUAUCCAUGGACAAUCUCUUGAUGGCCUGGCCCACUCCUGAAGAGCCUGAGCCCCUGAUCAUCAAUGAGGUCCUUUACCAAAUGACCCCAGUCUUCAAACAACCCUACAGCCCCCAAAGACAAGGGACUCUAAGUCACUCUACCCCCAAGGAAGACACAAUAUAUAUUGCCUCCAGUCCACUACCUACAGGAACUCUCAUUGCUGACACAAGACAACUAGUGAAUCUAUACAAGAUGCUAGGAAGGAGAGAACCUGACUCAAAACUGGGCAACCUCACCAAUUCCUUGACAGUUGCCCCAGUGGACUACCUUUCCAGCCAUGAAGGCUAUUUACCCUCCAACAUGGAAGACCUCUCUCCACAUGAGGACCCUUCAACUGAUUCUUUAGAACUGGAGCACCAACACAUCUCUCUUUCCAUUUUUGCAUCAGGUUCUCUUCGCCCACUCACCUUCUGUGGUGAGAGGCUGACUCUGGAUCAGUUAAAGAUGAGGUAUGACUCCUUCAUGAGUAAUGAGGCUUGAUGCCUAGAAAGUCCCAGAGUAUCCCAUUAAUAUAAUUACUCCAGUGGUCAGCAUCUUUGGUAGUAUCGGGACAGUGCAGACAAGCUAGCUGUCUCCAGUUUCACCAUAGGGACUUGUUGUCUUUGAUACCUUGGGUCUAAAAUUUCAAUCCACAACAACUUGGACUUUGCUGUUUUCUUUCUUUAUAUAUAACUGUGACCUGACUCAGCCCCCUCUUCUGUAUCACCACUGGGUAAGUCAAGUGUCAUUCUAAAAAUUCUCCUUACCAAAAAGAUGGAACUAAAGAUCCAAAACCUUUUUUCUUAAAAUGCCAAAUCCAGGAGUUUGUCAGACAAACUGUGUCCAGACCUCAAGUUCAGGUAGGAAUUGUCAAACUGUCCCGAAAUUUCCCAAAAGCCAGGGGUUUUGUCCUACUCUUAUCUUUCAGGUUAAGUGGAAUGUCAAGCCAUCUCUUACCCUCUCCCCACUGGUUCUACCCGACCACCAUUUUUCAGCUCCCUUUACAACUACAGCUCACCCAUGAUGUCCUGGAGCAGGGGUUUAGAGAAAGAAAAAAAAAAAAAAAGUUCUAAGUAGGGUCUGUUCUUGAGUCACCAGAAAGUUGCCUCCUGUUCCAGUAGCAAAGACCAAGCAAUCCCUCCCAAGGUUUGUUUUCAUCCUAGCUUGCAGACUCAUGUUCACUUUAAGUUUCUUUACGAAAGCUUUACUUGAAAAGGUAGAACUUCCAGAAUAAAGCAUUUUCAGAUAAGAGCUUCAUAGAAAAACCUUCCUUCUUCCCUAAAAUAGAAACGCAAUCCAGACUAAAACAGAUAUAGCAGCAGCCUAACACAUUUAAGAACUUGGGUUGGAUUCCCUGGCAACACGAGGUAAGGGAGGCUUUUCAAUGUGAGUGAUGCAAAGAAUCAAGUUGGAAUUCACAGCUUACACCAAAAAACAUACAAUAAAACUACAAUGAAACACAAAUAGAAAAUGGGUUCCGUAAUAAGGCUCUCGUACAGAUAAGUAUGGAAGGCGGCACUUCAGUAACAUGAAGUACAUAAUUGUGGUCAACUGUAAUUAAAGAAAUGCAAACUAAGUACUACUUAAGUAUUUUCACCAUAUUAGCAAAGAAGACAGAACAAAUAAGCCAGUAUUAAUCAGAGAUCUGGACAAUAUUCAAUAAAAUUCUAAUGGUCAGCACUCAAAUUUUCAUCAACAUAGCCAAGAGCAGUUUAGUUAGAACACAGUAUUUCUCAACAAUAAGUUAAAAUGGUGGUCCUUUGAAACCUAGUGUUUCUGUACAAUGAAAAUACUGUAGAGUUCAAGGAAAUUGACUCUAUAUAAUUUUUAAUUCUAAACAAAAGCUAACUAAACUGCACUGUGCCACUGGCUUCUGUGUUACACUUUCUUUCUAGUAGUGGCAAUAAAACUCGUGGUCUUGUGCAUGCUACCAAGCAGCAUGUAGGACUUGCCUUUCACAUUUUGAUAUCCCUAAAAUUAAGAUAGGGCAUAAAACUGAUGAAAAACAUACAAUAUAGACAGAGCAGUGGUUUAGAGCUAUUUGCCCUUACAAAGGACACAGGUUCCACUCCCAACACAAAGAUGAUGGUAGCUGUUCCUCUAUGACUAGAGCAUGCAUGGUACACAUACUUAACAAGCAAAACACUCAUAACCACAUAGGAUGGCUUAGAACCGCCUGAAGUCUGGCUGGGGGGGGGGGAGCACAAUGCAAUGCCUGUGCUUUCCACACUAAGUGAACAUGCACAUAUAAGUACAUUGGAUCUGACUGGGUAGACUCAAAUACUAUUGGAACCAACUUCUAUAUGUCUGCUUUAUAUUGGUACCAUAAAUCAUAGACUAGCACUGAAGGAAGCCAUGGCAUAACUGAAGUGGAAGGCUGCUUACUGACUUGUUCUCAGCACUCCAAACUCCCGCACACAGCCCAUUAAACUAUGAACAUGUCCACAAUCUUCCCCCAAAGCAACAAGGCCUGGUCUGUCACAGCAACAUUUCACCAUAACCAUCCUACUUUAUUUUGUUGCUGUGAUAAAACCCUGACCAAAGGCAAACUUGAGAGUAAAAGGUUUGCCUUAAACAUUCCAAUCACUGUUCAUCCCAUUACUGAAUAAAAGUCAGAACAGGACCCUAGAGGCAGGAACUGAAGCAAGACACCAUGAAACUGUUCACUAGCAUGCUCAGCUUUUUUUUUUAAAAUACAACCUAGGAAUACAGGCAUGACAGCUCCACACCAAUUAACCAAGAAAAUGUCACCAUAGAUCUAACAUGAGCAAUUCCCUCUUCCCAGACAACUCUGCUUGUGACAAGCUGACAAAACUAAACUUAUCACACUGAUAAACCAUGCUUUUUUCCUUGCGAGAUGUGGAAAGCUGGCUUUGAAGGUAGGUCCUUGCUACGUAACAAAACUAGCCUUCUGCUUAUUACUUUUAACUCAGUUUCAAGUAUCACCAACCCUAGCAUGCCUUUUAAACACUAUUUAACUAAGAAGAUUUCCCCCCUCCUAAUUUUACCCAAUUUCUACAUUUUGAAGUAUGGCUUUAGUUAUUUAAGUCAAAAAGACGUGUCUUAAUUUUGUGCCAUGAAAAAGCUUUUCAAAGUCAGUAAAAAAGCCUUUUUUUUCACUCUAGUUAUCAAAACUACUUUGUGGUUAUUGUUUCAGAAAAUGGAUAUCCAUUAACUCUAGACAACUGAUCUCAUAAACCUCUCACAAACCCUCAAGAAUAUUUUCACUAGAACACCAAGUCCAGUGCAGUGGCUCAUGCUUUUAAUCCUGCAACUCAAGUCCAGCAUGGUCUUUGUUUACAUAGUUCCUGGCCAGCUAGGAACAGACUGCAACCCUGUUAUUUAAAAACUGUAUUUAAGUACCUUAAAUACUUAAAGACCCUGUUAAUAAUUCAUUUCCUAAUCACCCCUGUCACUAAUAUUCACAUAGAAGCAGAAAUAACUAUUCCAUCACAACAAAGACUUCUGACCAAUUUGUGUUCCCUCAAAACUGCAGUAAACAUUGGUUUCCCGCAACCUUGGACAACUCAACUUUAGGUUCAAUUCCUGUGAUCAGAAAAUUGCCAUGUUUCUAUCUCUUCCACCUUUCUCAGGGAGGUGAUUACUUUAAAACUGUACUUAACUCUCAAUCAAAUGACUGAUGAAACUGAAAAAACAAAGCAUCCAUGCUCUCCUCUAACUACAAAGUGCUGGUAAAGCUUCGCAGUCAGUUUACUGGAAAUGUCCUCUACUUUGGAAAAGAUUACCUCUAUCCCAUACCUUUUAAAAUGAGAUGCAUGGAAGCUAUACCUAUCAAUACUAAUAAAAAAUAACCAAGAUUCUUUCUGAUAUAGUGACAAAGUAUCACAGGCUUUUGAAGGCAUAAUAAACUGUUACAAACAAAACACAGUAAUCGAGGCACAUACUACAUAACUGAGAUAAUGAUUUACUAUUCCACCUCGACGCCGACAAAAGGGCAAUGAACUGGUCACGUCUUCCACACAGCAAAGUUGUAUGUUAACACACAAGGAAACCCUUCAUAAAUACACUUAAAGGAGUAUAUGAAAUCAAGCUGAAACUAAUAAAAAUUCUGAAAUUCAGAAAUAUGUAAAAGAGCUGCCCUUACAGUAGUGCUUAUCUAUAAGCCACUCAAAAAACCAAGGCUGGAGAUGCCCAGUUUCAAUCCUGAGGACUGUCUCUAGAAAAGAAAAAAAACACUCAAAUCUCAUCAAAUUGCCUGUCUAUCUUUAAAUUCACAAAUCAUGGAGAUCUAAGCAUUUUCAUGUAUGUAAUGGGAUAACACUAUCACACGCCUUAUUAAGUCUAAUUUUUUAUUCAUUACUAAAUGCUGAAUUAUUAAAAGAGCCCCGUCAAGAACUUCGACACAAACUGCCACCAAACCUAACAUUAAAUCUCUGUGGAUUCAAAAUAUAAAAGAAUCUUUAUGUGUACUCAAAAAUACAGGGAAAAAUUUUUAAAAAUUGUCUCACUUGGUACUCACUAGCUAGAAGCAUUUAGUACCUGGCAAAAUCCUAUCCAAAUAAAUUGACUUGGAGUUUAUAGAUUUUUAUGUGUAUGAAAAUAAAUUUCAACAAAUAAGACAUUACUAAAUUUUAGAAAGAGCAAUUAUAAUCCAUGUGUUGUAAACUUUCACCCAAUGCAAGCUACAAUAUUUUGCUUAAAAACAGCAAAAUUAAAGGCAGGAGUUCCAAUUCCAGUUCUUAAGAGAUCUAAUGUCCUUGUCUGGAUUGAAUGGGCAUUUAUACUCUGACAUGCUCAAAGGCACUGACAGACACACUCACAUAAAUCUAUAAAAAAAACAAAUAGCAGAUAUUGCCUCUACAGAUUUUUGACCAUGGAUAAGUGACUACCAGAUAGGACAUCAUACCCAACCACACUUUGGACUAAAGUGACAGACUGUUUUAAUAGUAGUAUGACUUAAUGGACAUAUAGAGGUAAACUUUUAUUUUAAAGGAGCUUUUACAUUCUGGCCUGGGAUGAUCACGAACAGCAGUCAGUCAGGAAGGGUAUAGCUAGCAAAACCUAUUCACACUUCGGAAAGCUUGACAAGGUAGAGGAAUGCUUGGUGGCAGUACAUGUGUCUAGAAUACACAAAUCCCUAGCAUUUCAAAUAAACCUUUAAAAACACCUGUCAACUGGUUUUGCCAAUGCAGGUAAUUACUAAGGCCAUUCAAUAAGAUAAUACUUAUUAUCUUAUUAUUAGACACACUCUUCAAAGCUUACUAGUAGUCGGGUUUCUGGGUUCUUGGUUAAUGUAGAGAUACGACAUUCAGAUUGAAUAUUUACAAAGUAAUCUCACUACAAUCACAAAGGUUUGGGCUAGAAUAUAUUUCCUAAACUUUUCCUUACUCUGGUGCUGUGGCUAUAACUCAGCAUACUUGCCUAGCACGAAUAACCAGCACUAAAGUAGUGGGGAUAGGGAAGCAAAAUGGCAUGUAUCAUAGGUAUACUAUACCAGUUAGCUCACUGUUGGGUCGCCUGUCCACAGUUGUGCCUGCUUUAUCUUACCUUCAAAGUCAACAUCUGUAAUGUUCUGGCAGCUUCUCAUUUUUAAUUUUUAAUACCUGGUUUCUUCCACCUGCUAAUGCUCUGAAGAUGUUUUUAAAAAACAACAGCCGGGCGAUGGUGGUGUAUGCCUUUAAUCCCAGCACUUGGGAGGCAGAGGCAGGCGGAACUCUGUGAGUUCGAGAUCAGCCUGGUCUACAGAGCUAGUUCCAGGACAGGCUCCAAAGCCACAGAGAAACCCUGUCUCAAAAAACCAAAAAAAAAAAAAAAAAAAAAGCAAAAUCUACUUACACUUCACUUGCAAACUAAGUAUAACUUUUUUUUCUAUUUCAUCAAUCAUCUUUAGUAAUUAUAAAAAUAACAAUCAGAAGGAAUAUGUAAUAAUCUCUCUUCAAACCCAUACCCAAAAUAAACCAAAUAUAGUUACAGCUCUGGAAAUUACAUUGAACUGAAUAAAAUGAACUGUAGUACCUGCUGAUACAUUUAAGAUCUCUGAAAAACUCCAAAUAGUAUUCAACUAAUAAACUAUAUCCUCCCUUCAAUCCAAGCUGGAACUAUCCUAAUGCCAUUUAUAUUUAAAAGCAUUUAAGACAACUAUUAUAUCCGCUCUUGAAAUUACUAAAUUAUCCAACUUUGCCAUUAAGACAGUUAUUUCUCGCAAAUAUAGGACUCAGCAGGUUCAAAUUAAAAUCGCACAUUAUCUAAACAUUCGAAAUCUUAAAAGUAGCAUCUUGACAGUGCAGAGAUCAAGAAAAGGGAAGCCAAGAAACAUACAAAGGGGCUCCCAUGUGAUUGCUUUUAUAUCUUUCAGAAAAUAAGCAUGAAAUUGCUGUUUUUAAUAAACAGAAAGUCUACGUUUGGUUCUUGACAAAAAGUGGACCUGAAAGGAAUUUCACAGGUAUCAGACAGAAACAGACCUACCUCAACCAAUUCAGCCUACUUUGAAAGCAUGCAAUAAUCUUGUAAAUGCCACUAUAUGUUUUCUGGUGAUAAUGACUCAGUAAGUAAAACCGUGUUUCUAAGAGGUGGUGUUUUAUACAUGUUGCUGGAAAAUGGGAUUUAUAAAGAUGUUACUAUUAAAAGUGAAUUAAGAUACUUGAAAGUUUAAACAUACUGACUUAAUGGUGCAUAUGCUGCAGUAAGUCCACAUGAACUAACCCUUACCUUACAGAGCGGUGUCUAAACAUUUGAAGCCUUGAUACAGAACACGUGCAGCGUAAGUAUCAGCACAAGUCUAUUUUAAAAAAAUAGCUUCUUUCCAAGCUGUCAGAUUUGCUGGCAACCGUAAGUGCAAUUAAAUGAGUAACUA
Microtus ochrogaster (prairie vole) is the source of this 8887-nucleotide messenger RNA. It is a transcript of the gene Il12rb2, whose product is annotated as interleukin 12 receptor subunit beta 2. The record is from RefSeq and is a predicted model, not a curated record. Gene Ontology annotation, molecular function: protein binding. Lineage: Eukaryota; Metazoa; Chordata; Mammalia; Rodentia; Cricetidae.